GUAUAACAGAUAUUUAUCUGCCCACUUAGAAGGCUGUCAAUAUGAAGACAUUAGUGUAUUAUUUUUUCGCGGCUGUUUGCACAUUAUGUGCAAAACACGCGGCCGCUGAACCAUCACCAACACCACACCACCAUUCACCAAGCGACCAUGAAUUUGAUUACCUGAGUCUCGGAGAAGAGUCUCUGGACACUAAAAUAGGCGAGGAUGAAUCUCACGAUAAUAUCAAAUGGAAAUAUCCCGAAGUGUUACAUGGGCGCCAUUCCUCGGCAAACGGGUAUGGCGUUGAUUAUGAAAAUCUAUACGAAGAUGAAGAAAGAAGUUACGGUUUUAAUGAAGACUAUGUUCCCGAUAGUCAGGAGAGUAGUGGAGAGGUACAAGUAUCGGAAGAUCUAAGAAAAGUAAUUGGGAUUAGAGGACAUAGAGAAAGCAGUGAUUUAUUACACGCGCUUACUGGCGAACGAAACGAAAUAGCAGCUGUUAAGUACAUCGGAGAUCUCAUUGGCACAAACGACCACGUGAAGAUCCAUGACUUUAUCCGGAGAUGCCGAGGGUCCAGGAGUUGGAAGUUCGUCAUUGACUUUUUGCUGCUCAUGGAAGCUAAGACCAACUUGAGUGUCGUCGUCGAGUUAUUAAGAGCGCUUACAGAUGAACAAGACGUGUUCAAAGCAUUCCAAUCACUCAAACCGUUGAUCGGUCACGAUGAUUUCGACGGCAUAUUUGAAAUUUUACAAAAGAUAUCCGGAGAACGAAAUUCUCACGGAGUAGCCGAUUACUUCAGCCAUGUGGGACAUGCAUCUGGAGUGGAGGGAGUGAAAGUGGAAGUGUCUAAGCUGACCGGCGGGAAGGGACACUCCGAGUUCCCGAAGGUGUUGAAAAUAUUUAUGUCUGAAGUCGAUAUGCGGGGGGCGUUUAAUGUGUUAAUAUCCGCUACUAGGACAGGAGACAUUGGCGAUGCUAUUUUGGAAUUCACGAAUAUAUUGAACGUUGAUUCUUUCGCGGAAGCUGUUUCAAUAAUAAGAAAAGUCACAAAACAAUCACAACUGAAGUACGCUCUCGAAGAAUUACUGCACACAGUACACAGGAGAAGUCUAAAGACUACGAUCAACGAUAUCUACAGGAUCUGUGGUGUUGACAACUUCGAAGACGCGAGCAAGAUUUUGGGGAAAAUUUUCGAAACAGACAAUAUAGUAUCAGCAGCUUUGAAGAUCAACAGAGUGUCUAAGAGGCUGGACCCUCUGUACUUCCUCUCAGGCCUCAUCGGCGUCACGCAGAGCGAUAACAUCAUCGAAGCUGACGCAGCGAUCAGGAAACUAACCAUCAGGCGAAUGCCGCUUCUGAAUAUCUUGGAGAGGAUACGCAUCGGUUCAAGACAAUCGAAUGUGCUAGAAUUCUUCAGAAGACUGAUAACAGCCACUGGGACCAAGAGUAUCCAACAAGCCUGGGAGGUAAUAACUCGCAUCACCUUCACGACUGACAUAUUCUUCUUCUUCGACAUGGUGGAGAAGUUUACAGAAGUGGACGCCCUGGUCUUCAUAGAGACUAUCUUGAAGAUCACCAGCACUAAUAAUAUUAAUGAGGCAUCAGCAUUGUUGAAUAAAGUAUGCAAUAAAGAGGGCAUUGUUCUAGGUCUGUUCGAGAUUCUAGAGGAGAUUUCAACUAUUAGCAAAAUGGAUGUUAUCAAGUUCUUCGAGUUGCUGAUUACUCUUAGCAAUCGAUACUAUUUCGAAGAAGCCCUUUUAAUAGUCGAAGAAUUCACGGAAACUACAAAUUUAAUUGAUGCGCUGGACGAUCUACGAAGAGCGACCGGGCAACCAGAUAUACCAAAAGCGAUCGAAUACAUAAAACAAAAUAAACCCAGUAUACCGAAAACUACAACCACCGAGCAACCAGAAGGGACCACACAAGGUCACCCGGAAGACUCGACAUACGACUAUAAUGAUUACCAGAUUUUUGAUACCAGCGGUAUGUCAAAAACUGACGAACAUAAGUCAGAAAUCGCUUAUUUAGAGUCAGACGAUUUAAGAGAUAAGCAGCAAUCAGAUAAAGCUUCCAACGAACACUCUGAACAACCAUUUGAACAACCAAAUACAUUACCAACAGUCAUUAUUGAGCAUCCAUUGCUCCCUGAAAAGCAACCGAUGUAUGAAAAACCAACUGUUAUAAUUGAGCGACCAGCAAAACCUGUUGAACUCGAAUCGGCAAACCAUGAUUGGACUGACGCAACAAAUCACGAAUCAAGUUCCGUCAAAUAUGACGAAGAUAAAACCCAAACUGACAAGCCAGAAUCAGUAACUGAUGUAAUUAAGAGUGAAAGUCAAGUAGUUAAUAAUGAGGAAAUUACUUUAUCUAGCAGUGAUUCGACCAACCCAAAAUCAACUUUAUUUACAAAUGCAAACUAUGAAGCAUAUACUACUAAAGAUCUUACUUCAAAUAAUGAAGUAACAACAAGUAUUGAUGAAUUAAUUGAAGCUACGACUAAUGAUUAUGUAUAUAGUAUAAUAACAUCGACUUCAGAAGAUAAUAUAGUUACAAAAGAUAUGUCUUCUACUGAAAAAUCUUUAAACGAGCAUGCUGCUACAGAAUUUGCAAGUACAGAAAAAUAUGAAGUAACCCUCGAAGAUAGCAAUACAGAACCAGCAACGAAAGAAGAUAAAAAUCAAGAAGAAACUUACAAAAUGUCCGAAGAUUCAACUGUAGCUAUAGAAUCUCCUUCAACUAACAAACAAAUAAUAUCAGAACAGAAUAAAUUUGAUUUGGAACAAAAUACAACUAAUGAAGAUUUUACUAAAGAUGUUACAUUAACCACAGAAGUUAUUAUUGAAAAAGCAUCUAGUGAAGGUUUAGCAAUUACUGGAGAGUAUUUGUCAACUGAAGGAUCAACUUAUUCUUCGCAACCCACGACGGAAGUAGCUGAAAUUGGCUAUGAAGAUACUACAGAAACGGGUACAUCUACUGAAAAUUCAAAGAUAACUCCUGAAGAACAAAUGGCAGGUACAGAAGGAGUAAAAACAGCUACAUACCAAGAUACUUCUAACACCGAAUCUACAACUAAUAAAAAUAUUAAAUCCAGUGAAAUAAUAUUAACAGAAAUGCAAUUGACUUCCGAAGAUAUUAAUAAUAAUGAUGCUUCAUUCUCUACUACUGAAAACUCUAAAUCUACUUAUGCAUCAGAUUCCUUCAAAUCAAAUUAUAAAAUAACUAAAGAUAGUAACAACGAGAAAGCAACUAUCGACAAUGCUACCGAAGAAACUAAAUCAAACAUUGAAGACAGUAUAAUUUAUAAAAACAUAUUAGCUUCCAAAGAAAAACAAUUAGUCGAAGAUAUUGAAAAUAAUAAAAAUGUCGAAACAAAAGCCUUUGAAGAAGCUAAAUUAAUCAAUGAAAUUGCAAUUAGAAAAGAUCUUACAUCUAUUAAAGAACAAGUGAUAUCUAAUUUGGAAAGUGCUAUUAAAGAAGAUAUAACUCCAUCAGAAACAUCAACUAUUCAUCAAGAUUUGUUUAACGAAGAAAUUUCAAGUGUAGCAACGACGGGACAUUAUUCAACCAAUAAACAAACUUCAACUGAGAAAUAUUUAUCAUCCACUGAAACAUCUACCUCCCAUGCUUCGUCUAUUUCCCAAUCAAGCAAUAUAGAAACAGUAACUUCUCAAAGUUACCACGAAGACGCCUCUAAUAAUGUAUUAAAUAUUAAAGAUUCAACUCCCGGAAAAGCUACAACAGAUUUUGAAAAAGAACCAACUAAUGAAGUAGAAAAAAUAUCUCAAGCUCUUUCAAGUUCUACUGAAUCAACUAACAAAGAUAGCUCACUCAUUGACGGAUUGUUAUCAACUACUGAAACUAAGUCCAAAUACACAUCUAGUUCCUCUAAACCAAGCAAAGAUAUAAAUAAAAAUAGUAUAGAUGAAACUACUAUAGAAAAAUCUUCAGAAUCUCAACAAUCAACUAUUUCAUCUAAUGACGGAACUAUACCGACUGUUCAAGAAGAUAAACACGCUCUUAAAGAAAAUCAAUCAGUAAGUGAUGCUAAAAUUACUGACGAUAAUGUAUUUAAUAAAGUAAAAUCAUUUUUUGAUGACGAAAUUUCUUCAACUAAAUCCUCUAACGAGUAUAAUAAAGUAACAUCUGCCACAGAUAAUUCAUUCACUCAAGAAUAUUCAACUGAAUCUGCAUUACCUAGCAAAAACGAAGAAUCUACUGUAAAUAACUUCGCAGUUACGGAAAAAGUCAAAUACGAAAAUAUUGAUAAAAUGCAUGAAAGCACAAGUACAGAAAAAUCUUCUAUAACGACUACACAAACUAUAGAAGAUAACUAUGCAACUUACGAAGCAACAAAGCCUGAAUAUAUUGUAACUCAUAAACCUGUAUUAGUAGAAGGAUCUUCAGGUUCUGAAGAUGUUACAUCACAAAAUAACUAUAAGCCAACUAACGAGGUAACAGUUAAACACGAAUUUGCAGUUGAGAAACACGAAACUACUACAGAAGAAGCUACAUUAACUUCGGAAAGUAGCGAAGGUAGUACCAACGAAUUUGAUGAUUCAGUAUUUGAAAGUCCUACAUUAAUUCAAGAUAGAACCGAGUUUGAAUCAGAAAUAACCACUGAAGAUUCUAAUGUAUUUGAUAUCAGUAAUAAAUCUAAUGAAGAAUACACAACCGAAGAUAGUACAGUCUUAACUUCUAAUAACGAUACUUGGAGUACUGAUGCUUCAAAAGCAACACUAAAUGAAGAUUUAUCUUCAAUUAGUGAAAAAUUCCAAGAAACUUCGCAAGAAAUUGUGGCAAAAGAAAAAUUUACCGAAGAAACUUCUGAAUCUGACGUUUCAAAAUUAUCUUCUCACAUCUCAUCAUCAGAGUUGAGUGUGUCAGAAUACCCAGCUGACGUCUCAGAAACAGAUACUAGUAUAGAAACACACGACGUAGAACAAGAAUCUAUUAGUACUGACCAACCGAUUAUCACUGAGCAACCGAAACUUGACACCCAAGUUGAUAAUUCAACUAAACAUGUAGAAUUACAUGAUACUAUUAAAAAUCUAUAUGAGGCAAAGGAACAAAUAGAUAAACAAAAACAAAUCACUGAAGAUAGUAAACUAGAUGAAUUAAUCACCAAGUCAGAUAUAAAGGAAACUGUUACAUAUGAACCUAAACAAACAGACUUCACAACAGAGAUGCUAUUUGAUACAUCAAACGUAACAAUAAAGGGUCAUGAAAAAUCAACUGGACAUCAACUUCAGAAAGAACAAUCUUCCACCAUUACUUCAGAAAGUCAAUCUGACGGAUAUAAGUCUGCAAUACAAGAACAAAACCAGCAGUAUGAAACUAUCAGCGAAAGUUAUGGCCAAAAACUAACUGAGCGCCAAUCUAAUACAUUUGAGUCUAAAACAAACUAUAGUUCUGAAACAACGUCAGAAAAUCAAAAAGAAUCAUUCCAGUCGCCAAAAUCAACUGUUGAAUAUGACAAUUCUGAGUCAAUUGUGUCAACUACAUUACAGUCAGAAGAUAAACCUGAGACAACAACACAAAAAGAAAGUCAACAUCAAUAUGAAUCAACUGAACAUCAACUAAAAAAAUCGCAAUCACCUCCAUUUAUCUCAGUUGUAAAAUCUGAUGCUUUAACAUCAGAAACAAAUAUUGAUCAUGAAUCUCGGGUAACUGAACAUCCGAAUAAAACGCAAUCGUCAGAAUCAGUAAUCGCGCCAAGUACUGAGUAUUAUCAAGCAAUAGAAACUGAUUCACAACAAACAUCAACGACAGAAAACCAAUUAGAAUCAGUGACGCCUGAAUUAGACCAAGACCAAUCAGUUAUACAACCUGUCACUGCACAAAGCUUUUCAAGUUCUGAAAAACAAUAUGAGUCUGUAACAUCAGGAUCAAAUGCGCAAUUUAAUGAAGAAUUUUUCACAUCUGAAACAUCAGAUACAACACAAAGUGCUUCAACUACGGAGAAUCACUAUGAUUCUGUAGCGUCAACAUCAGAAUCAAGUAAACAGGAAUACGAUGAGUCCUUCAUAUCUGAAAAAUCACAUACAACACAAAGUGGUUCGACUUAUGACAAUCAAUACGACACAGUUGCGUCAACUUCAGAAUCUAUGCAACACGACGAAUCCUUCACAUCUGACCAAGCUGAUACAACACAAAGCGACUCAACUACGUCUGAAAAUAUCUAUGAUUCUGUUGCGUCAAUAUCAGUAUCAAAUAACCAAGAAACUGAGAAUGUAUACGACACAAUUAUAUCUACAUCGGAAUCAAGUAAAAAGGGAGAUGAUGUAUCCAGCACAUUUGAACAAUCCGACACAACACAAAUUACUUCGACUACAGAGAAUCAAUAUGAUUCAAUUGCAUCAACUUCAGAACCAGAUGCACAAAAUUAUGACACAGCCUUUACGCCCGAACAAUCACAAAUAACACAAAGUGCUACUUCUAUGUCUGAACACGAUUAUGAUACUGUGACGUCAACAUCAGAAUUAAACACGAAAGAUGACGAAUCCUUUAAAUCUGACACAACACAAACUUCUAUAGCUACUGAGAAUCUACGUGAACUAGCUGUAUCUGAACAUGUCUACGAUUCGGUUGCGUCAACGUCAGAUUCCAACAUAAAAGGAUCCGACAAAUCUGAACAAUUGGAAACAACACAAAGCGCUUCGAUUAUAUCUGAUGAUAUCACGGAUUCGGUUACAUCAACAUCAGAAUCAAUUAAACAGGAAUACGUUGAACUCUUUACUUCUGAAAAAUCAGAAACACAAAGCAUUUCUACUGAGAAAUCUGAGUUAGUAAUAACACAAUCAUACCAAGAUGACUAUGAUAAAACACAGCAAAAAUCUGACGCUAUACAAAAACAUUCGAGUCAGUCAGAAAACCAAAGUGAAUCAAAUACUGAAGGAAAAUCAGAUACCAUACAAAACUGUGUGAUUACUGAGAAAUAUGAUGCUAGCCAAAAAACAGAUGCAUUGACUACUGGAAGUACAUCAGAAAAUGAAGUUAUAAACAAAGAAGAAUUCAUAACUAUAGACAAUCCUCUUCCUGAAUCAACAAUUGAUUCUCAGGAAUCAAGCGACAAAAAUAUAACGACCGAUACCAUUGAAAACUCUAUAGAAUCGUCGACCAAAUUUGAGACAGAAACAAACAACCAAAGUACAACAACCGAAAGUUCUACUGUAAAAUCGUCGACCGAAUCUAAUAGUUUAGAACAAACUACGGAUGAGAGUGCAAUAGUCGAAAGCUCCUCUGUUGAAUCAUCAACUAAAUCUAAAUCUCUAGAACUUAACGACCAAAUUGCAGUAACAACCGAAAGUUCUACUAUAGAAUCACUAACGGGGUCUAAUACUUCAGCACAAACAAUCGACACAGCCAUUAUAAGUGCCUCUAUGGAAUCAACUAAUUCCGAUUCUGUAAAACAUAUUAAUGAGCAAAAUUCAAUAGCAACCGAAAUUUCUACUGUUGAAUCAUCUACGAAAUUUGAGAACUUAGUAAAAACAAGCGACCAAACUACAGAGACCAGUCAUGGGUCUGAAAUCUCUACUAUAGAAGCUUUAUCAAAAUUCGAGUCUAUGAAACAUGUAAGUGAUUAUAGUUCAGCAACCGAAAGUACUUCUGUAAAAUUGUCGACCAAAACUGAUUUCUUAGAAACAAACGACCAAACUACAUCAGAAUUUGUGACAGAAAACUCCGACGUAGAAUUAUCGACCAAAUAUGAAAUUUUAGAACAGAGUAAUCCAAGUUCAGAGACGACCGGAAGCUCUUCUGUAGAAUCAUCAAUCAAAUAUGACAAGUUAGAACUGACGAGUGACCAAAGUACCGCAACAACUGAAAGUUCUAUUGUAGAAUCAACAACCAAAACGCAGACACAACAAACAAGCGACCAAAAUACAAGUAAUGCUGAAAGUUCCACUGUAGAAGCUUCAACGAAAUCAGAGACUCUAGAAUAUACAAGUGAGAAUACAGCAACCGCAAGUUCUACAAAAUUAGCAACUACAUCUCAAGAACAACAUACAAGCGACCAAAGUACCGCAACCGAAAAUCUUUUAGAAUCAUUGAACGAAUCUAAAACUUCAGGACAAAUUACGGAUGAGAGUACAAAAGUCGAAAACUCCCCAAUUGAAUCAUCAACUAACUCCCAAAAUCUAAAAUAUACGAGCGAGCAUAGUACUAUAGAAACAGAAAGUUCUACUGUAGAAUCAGCAACCAAAUCGAAUGACCAAACAAGCGACCAAAGUAUAAGCCGUGGCGAAAACUUUACUAUAGAAACUUCACCCGGAUCUAACAUUUCAGAACAAAACAUCGAUUCUACUUCAACCGAAUCAGUAACUGUAGAACAAAAGAGUGAUAUAACUGAAAAUAUACAAUCAUCGACCAAUUCUGCAAUUAAAAGCCACCAAAAUCCACGCCGUAUUGAAAGUUCCACUUUAGAAUCAUCAACCAAAUCUGAAGAACCUUACCCAACGGAAUCUGAAUUACUAUUUAGCGAUGAAACGCUUCCGCCACCGCCGCCAGGGUCGUACGUGUCGAGCAGUGACGUACAAACCAUAACAUCUAGUGGAGGGAAGUUGGCUCUUAACCAAGGGAAGAAAGAAAUAAUGAACGCGCUCGAAGCCGACAUGAAUCUGAAAGUGCUAAUAUUACCCAACGGUCCACAAGGGAACAAUUGUUUCUGCACUUGCGACAACAUCUCUCCGCCGAAGCUAAUCCCUUAUUCUGACCUACCGAAGAUCACUGAUGUCUAAUUAAUAAAUAUUGUUUGUGUGUG
Molecule: messenger RNA, 8737 nt
Organism: Manduca sexta (tobacco hornworm)
Lineage: Eukaryota; Metazoa; Arthropoda; Insecta; Lepidoptera; Sphingidae
Product: serine-rich adhesin for platelets
Exons: 25
Coding region: 42-8714 (2890 amino acids)
Source: RefSeq, a predicted model, not a curated record